AUGUUUAUACUUGCAAGAAGCAGUAGACCACUGACUCACACCGCAUCCAUUAUAUCAGCAAGUUCACAAAGAAGAUUAGCAACUUUAUCGAACUCACAACAACAGAACAUUGAGAUGACUGUUUUAGCAAUAACCACCCCACCUUCUCCACCAUCCACAUCAAGAAAACUUUUAGGAAGAGAGUUGUACAAUGCUAUAGGCCAACCAAAGACUAUAGUAGCGCCAAUGGUGGACCAAUCAGAACUAGCAUGGAGAAUACUAUCCCGCAAAUAUGGUGCCGAUUUAUGUUACACCCCUAUGUUUCAUGCACGAUUAUUUGUAACUAGUGAUAAGUAUCGUAAAAGUAUGUUUAAUGAUCAAGAUGGCAAUCCCAGAUACGAUCGUCCUUUAAUUGUUCAAUUUUGUGCCAAUGAUCCUGAGAUUUUGUUACAAGCGGCCAAGCUUGUUGAAAACCAAUGCGAUGCCGUUGAUUUAAAUUUAGGAUGUCCUCAAGGAAUUGCUAAAAAGGGUAAAUAUGGGUCUUUUCUAAUGGAAGAUUGGGACUUGAUUCAUAAAUUAAUUAGGAAGUUACACAACAAUUUAUCCAUUCCUGUAACUGCUAAGAUUAGAGUAUAUGAUGAUUAUGAAAAAUCAUUACAAUAUGCCAAGAUGGUUCUUGAUGCAGGAGCUCAAUUUAUAACAGUGCAUGGUAGAACAAGAGAAAUGAAGGGUCAAAAUACCGGACUUGCAAGUUGGAAAAUAUUGAGAUACUUGCGUGAUAAACUACCACAAGAUCAAGUGUUUUUCUCUAAUGGGAAUAUAUUGUAUCCUAAUGAUUUACAACGAUGUCUGGAUAAAACUAAAUGUGAUGCCGUAAUGUCAGCGGAGGGAAACUUAUAUAAUCCGGGUGUAUUUUGGACCAAGACUGAUGAUGUCGAUAUGCAAUUCCCGCGAGUGGAUAAAAUUUUACGUCAAUAUUUUGAAAUUGUCAAGUCAGUUGAUCCCCAUCCCGCAUCGCGACAUUCAAUGAAAUCCCAUUUUUUCAAAUUGAUGCAUGAAUUUCUUAACGUGAGGACUGAAUUACGUCCCAUGAUUGGUAAAACUAGCGUGCAUUCAUCAUUUGAAGAAUGGGAAAAGAUUGUUGAAGAAGUGGAGAGGAUUGUUAAAGACGAAAUUUUGACAUUGUCCAAUUUCAAAGAUAUGGAUGUAGUAGUUGAUGGAGAUUUACAAAAAUGGGGUGGCCAUUACAAGACUGUACCUUAUUGGCGCUGUCAACCAUUUUUUAGAAAAGUUGAUGGUGAAAGACAAAAUACUAGAUUAUUGAAAGUUGCGGGAGAAAACGACUUGAUGGUUACGUCAAAUGAGGCGAAGGAGAAGUCGCUUAAACGUGAACUUGAAGGGGAGGGGGACGAAGAUGGUAAUGUAAGAAAGAAACCAGCGGCGUGA
This is a messenger RNA of Lodderomyces orthopsilosis Co 90-125, 1425 nucleotides long. RefSeq names its product tRNA dihydrouridine synthase. The coding region runs from base 1 to 1425 and encodes 474 amino acids. The transcript has a single exon. Lineage: Eukaryota; Fungi; Ascomycota; Pichiomycetes; Serinales; Debaryomycetaceae. Gene Ontology annotation, biological process: tRNA processing. Gene Ontology annotation, molecular function: tRNA dihydrouridine synthase activity; flavin adenine dinucleotide binding. The record is from RefSeq and is a predicted model, not a curated record.